Andrographis paniculata is the source of this 2271-nucleotide messenger RNA. RefSeq names its product hexokinase-3-like. Gene Ontology annotation, molecular function: D-glucose binding; fructokinase activity; glucokinase activity. Gene Ontology annotation, biological process: intracellular glucose homeostasis; glycolytic process; glucose 6-phosphate metabolic process. The record is from RefSeq and is a predicted model, not a curated record. The coding region runs from base 375 to 1895 and encodes 506 amino acids. NCBI's taxonomy places the organism in Eukaryota, Viridiplantae, Streptophyta, Magnoliopsida, Lamiales, Acanthaceae. Gene Ontology annotation, cellular component: cytosol; mitochondrion. The transcript is spliced from 9 exons.
AAGUUCUUCGUAUGAACUUUCGCCAUUAAUUCCUCUCUCUCCUUCCAUCUCUGCGUAUCGGAAAGAUUUCGCUUUUGGCAGCGGUUCGAUUCUGCGCUGGCGAAGGAGGGGGAGAAAUCAGUAGCUGAUAGACGCUGUUUGAAUCCUCUGGCUGAUUUUGUAGGGCUUGGAUUCAGGUUCGUUUGAUUCGGAUGCUGAUAAGUGAUACGCCGUCGUAUUGUGUUCGGCGGAGCUCGUCGGGGAAUCCGAUCGUCGAGGCGUGUUUUUGGAUAGAUGUUGUGGUCUGGUUUGUGGCGAGUAUGGUUGAUUGAAUUUUAUUUCGUUUUUUUGAGUUUGGGAAGUUAGGAGGGGAGUGGUGCGGCGGCGGAGGAGGCAUGGGGAAGUUGGCGGCUGCUUUGGCGGCGGGGUGUGCGGUUGCGGCAUGCGUUGUGGCUGCAGUUGUGGUCGGGAGGAGUGUGAGGCGGCGGAGGGCGUGGACUAGGGCGGUGAGGGUAGUGGAGGAGCUUGAAGAAGACUGCGUUACCUCCGUCGUGCGGCUGAGGCAGGUCGUCGAUGCUAUGGCGGUUGAGAUGCACGCUGGUCUCGCGUCGGAGGGCGGGUCGAAGCUUAAGAUGCUUCUCACAUAUGUGCAUAGCCUCCCCACUGGGAAUGAAAAAGGAACCUAUUAUGCUCUAGAUCUUGGAGGAACAAAUUUUCGAGUAUUGCGGGUUCAGUUAGGAGGCGACGGAUCUAUUAUCAAACAUGAUAUUGAGCUCCAGCCCAUUCCACAAGAUCUAAUGACCAGCACAAGCGAGGAGCUUUUUGAUUUUAUCGCAACCACCUUAAAGGACUUCAUUGAAAGGGAAGAUGAGAUUUCUGCUACUUCACAACAAGAACGGAGGGAACUUGGCUUCACUUUCUCAUUUCCCGUGAAACAAACAUCAUCAGUUUCAGGUUAUCUGAUCAACUGGACGAAAGGAUUUUCUGUUGAAGACUUGGUUGGGAGAGAUAUUUCUGAGUUUCUGCAGCAAGCAAUAAAUCGGAAAGGCCUGGAUAUGCGAGUGGCUGUUCUUAUAAAUGAUACUGUGGGGACUUUGGCUCUCGGUCAUUUUCAUGAUGAAGACACAGUUGCAGCUGUAGUUUUUGGCACAGGUACAAACGCCUGUUAUUUGGAGCGUGCAGAUGCAAUCAUUAAGUGCCAAGGUCUAGUUACACCUUCAGGAGCAAUGGUAGUCAACAUGGAGUGGGGUAAUUUUUGGUCAUCUCAUUUGCCAAGAACAUCAUAUGAUAUAGACCUGGAUAGUGAGAGUCCUAAUCCAAAUGAUCAGGGUUUUGAGAAAAUGAUAUCAGGAAUGUAUUUGGGAGAUAUUGUACGAAGAGUGAUUCUUCAGAUGUUACAGGAGUCGGAUGUUUUUGGACCCGUUUCAUCUGCAUUACACGUGCCCUUCAUUUUGAGGACUCCUUCGAUAGCUUCCAUGCACGAGGAUGAAUCUCCAGACUUAAGCGAGGUUGCCCGAAUAUUAAAGGAUAUCCUUGAGAUCCCCAAUGUCCCUCUCAAUGCUAGGAAGCUCAUUGUCAAGAUAUGUGAUGUCGUAACCCGAAGAGCUGCCCGGUUAGCAGCUGCAGGGAUUGUAGGAAUACUAAAGAAAAUGGGCCGUGACGGUAGUGGUGGAAUUGCUAGUGGGAAAACCAAAGGCGGAGGACACAACAAGGUGAGGCGAACGGUGGUGGCUGUUGAGGGGAGUUUAUACACAAACUAUGCAAUGUUCAGAGAAUACCUAAACGAAGCUGUAAAAGAAAUACUAGGUGAUGACAUUGCACAGCAUGUCAUAAUUAAGGCAACCGAAGAUGGGCCUGGCAUCGGGGCAGCUCUUGUGGCAGCAUCUCAUACAUCGUCGUCUUCCUCAACAGUGUAAAAAAAAGGUACACACUAUUACUACUACUACUACAGCCGGGUUACACGAAUACUGCAUAUACAUCAUAUAUAUGUAUGUAUUAUGUGUGUGUGUGUAUAUAUAUAUGUGUGUGUGUGUGUGUGUGUGUUUUGUCUACUGAAAUUUUUAAGAUUUCUUGAAUGAAAGGGUCUGUUGAUAUGGUCAUCGUAGGUGCAAUUUUCUUGAUUCCAUCUUAGAAAAAUCUAAGAUGUCUGGAAAUUGUGAAGAUGUCUGUUGUUGUCUGUGUGUGUGUGUGUCUUGAUAUGAUCAUGUUUAGUGGUCCCUGUAGGUUGGAAAUAUUCAGCUUCUAUUUUAUUCUAUUCAUUUAUUUAUUAAAUGCAGUUGUAAUUUCUGAGUA